Messenger RNA from Arachis stenosperma, 1564 nucleotides. RefSeq lists its product as uncharacterized. The record is from RefSeq and is a predicted model, not a curated record. Lineage: Eukaryota; Viridiplantae; Streptophyta; Magnoliopsida; Fabales; Fabaceae. Bases 186 to 1544 code for a protein of 452 amino acids. The transcript has 11 exons.
ACUAAUUGUAUAGGUGCAACACCAAUGAUAUUGGAUCCAAACAGCACAACUCCCAAUAGUGUUCUGCAGCUGCCAGAGGUGUCAUGGCAGCAGCCUUCCGGUAGAGAAGCCUUGCUGCGGAAGCUGAGGCAAUGUCGACGAGGAAUUUGAUUGAAAUUUGAAAACCUUCCCACCCAUGGAAAAGAAUGACACAGUUAGAAGAACUGCAGAAAAUUUGUGGAUCAAAUACAAAGCCUGCCAUGGGAAAUGAUCAUAGUAGUUGCAGGACUCAAGGAGCAGCCCUACAAAAUCAAAUAGACAGGCUUCAGAGGUUAGUUAAUGAAAGAUCUCAGCAGAUCAAUACCUUGGAGUCCAUGCUGGGAAAUGUUAGGCAACAGUUAGCUCUCUCUAAUGAUAAGGUUCGCCAGUUGGAAGCCGAGUUAAGCAAGGCGAAGCUGACCGCUGCAAAUGGAACAAAGAAAGUAGAAGAACUUGAACAAGAAACAAGAAGACUAAGGAGAGAACUGGAGAGUGAAAAGGCGAAUGGAAAGCAACUGAGCGAUCAGCUGCUUUCAACUGCUACUUUGUUGUUGGGGCUACAAGCGGAAAUAAGACAACUUUCUAAUGAUGCUGUAACAAGAGAAAAAGAACUACAAGAAGCAACUAAAAAGCUUCAGGAAUUGGACAGGGAAAACUGUUUGCUCGUCGAAACCUUGAGGUCCAAGCUGGAUGGUACUAAACAAAUGUUAGAUGCUUCGAAUGAUAAGGUUCGCCAGUUGGAAACGCAAAUACAUGAAGAGAAACUAACCAUAGAAAAUGGAAUGAAGAAAAUAGAAGAACUUGAAGAUGAAGCAAGAAUAUUAAGGGAAGAGCUUGAGAGCGAAAAGGCAGUGCGAGAAGAAGUAUGGAAUAAAGCUUCUGUUCUUGAGCUUGAGAAAGGUGAGACAAUGAGAGAUCUUGAUUCUGAGAGGCAGAGGUUAAGAGGAGUCAAGGAAAGACUUAUGCUUCACAAAACACAACUACAAGCCCUUGAUUCCACUACUGAGUUGAUACAAAUGUUAUUUACUAAUCAACUAAAGACUAUGCAGAGUACUCUUGAAGAUAAAGAGAACUUUGAGAGUACUUUUGUAGAUACAGAUGGAGAAAUAUCAUGCAAAGAAAAAGAAGUUGAUAAUGUUGGCGCGGAAGCUAUGGUGGAGGGAAAUGGCAGAGGUACUGAGCAGGGUCUUGAGAUUGAGUGUCGUGCAAGUCAUGACAAAGAGAAUAUUGAUUUGGAGAAAAUAUCUUCUCAGGACUGUGAUAAUAGGCAGUUUGAUGAUGAAAUUGAGUAUGCUCAAACACCUGAUUAUGAAGCCUUACCUCACUUGCCAUCUUAUAGCAUCGAAAAAAUUGUUGAGGAUAGCGAAUGUGGACGCAAAAUCAGAACGGCUGAUCUUUUAUUUUCUCAAGGUUGUGGCUGCGCAUUGAAUGAUUCGAAUGUUUUGGAGAUUGAGAGUCAGAGAAAUCCUUCUAGUGUUGCUGCCGGCGGAGGCAAUGAACGGCAAGUAUUGUUGCUUCUCAAUUGAGGGGGUAAUUUGGAAUGUCU